Messenger RNA from Cuscuta epithymum, 822 nucleotides. The record is from the annotation of a GenBank genome assembly. Lineage: Eukaryota; Viridiplantae; Streptophyta; Magnoliopsida; Solanales; Convolvulaceae.
CCAUUUUUUAAACCCCUACCGGAGUUGUAGCUUUUUAUUGUAUUCCGAUUUAUUGACGUGGUUGCAACCGGCUGAUAUAGGGUUUUUCCGCCCCUUUAGUCAGUGAUCUGCUUAGUGAUAUCUUUCCGCGGAACUUCACCAGAACGAGGUGCCACAACGCCAGGGUUGAGAAAUCCGUGAAUCGAAAUUAAAGUGAUUCUUUUGAAGAAACCACAUAAUGGCGACAAGGAAUGCUUUGAGGUUUGUGUCUCGUAGGUUUUCCGGCAGUGGAAAAGUUCUUGGGAAGGAGGAACAAGCUGCAGAAAAUGUGUAUAUCAAGAAAAUGGAGCAAGAGAAACUGGAGAAGCUCGCCCGAAAGGGCCCCACAGCUGAAGAACAAUCAGCUGCUGGCUUGAGGGGUUCAGAUUCUGUAACCGAUGCCAAACCAGGUGUUAAGGCUUCAUCCUCAACACCCGGGGUGUCUAAUGACAAUUACCGAAACUAUGGGGUUUUGGCUGGAAUCAUAGCUGGUGCUGGUGCUCUGGGAUGGUAUUUGAUGUCAAAGGAGGACAAGAAGGUAGAUGUACAGGACUGAAGUAUUACAUAUUUUUUUUAAUAGGAAGCAAAACAACAACUGCUCUUGUCUAUGUUCUUGUAUGGUUUUCUCUUGGGUUUUGAACUUCUCUUCCAUAUUUGAACUCUCUAAACUAAAAUUGAUGUUUUCCUUAGCUUUUCAUGAGCACUGAAAUAUCAUUUUAUGAUUAGAUUUUGUCACCCUUUCAGUUUUGAUAUUGAGUUUGGUGGCGGUAAAUUUGAUGCAGAAGCAACUCAAAUGUGUGAUUG